UGGGGGGACCGAGGGUGCGCAGGAGGGCUGGGAAAGUUGGGGGCAGUCACCCCUCCCAGCUCCCUCCCUCUCCUCCCCACUUCUUGCCCAGCAGGAAGUGGGAGCCAGGACCAGCAAAGUUGAGAGAGCAGGGAAGGCCCCAUCCGACUGACAGACAAAGUUUGACCACAAGAGGAAGUGGCUCUGAGCGAGCCCUGGGAGGGAGCCGGCCGGCCGGCCUGAGCAGGGGGGCACCCUCUGCCCACCUCCCUCCCCAGCCCAGCCCCUGGGCAGCAGAGAAGCCCCUGAGGUGCCUUCCCCCAGGAGAACGCCCCCACCCCACCCCCAGCCACCCCAAGACUGCCAGCUUCCGGAGCCGGCCCCAGGAGGAAGCUCCCGGGGAAAACAACUCUGAAGUUGGCCAGAGGCACCGCCCCGGCUGCUGCUGCUGCUGCUGCUGCUGCUAUUGCUGCGGGCACCACCUCCCCGCCCCCAGCCCUGGCAUCCAGACCAAGGGCCACCCAAGGCAGGCCAUGGGGCCCCGGCAGUGGGGCUGCCCCAUGGGGCAGGAUAGAUCCUGAGGGCCACAGGCAGCACUGCCAUCCUGAAGAGUAGGAGACCUGACCCCCUUCAGACGAGCCAGGAUGUCCCCUGCCCUCUUCCUCUUCCUCUUCCUCCUAGUUCUCCCAGGAGGCAGUGGUGCCCAUCUGGACCGAACUCCCUUUCCAAAUCCCGCCUGCAGGGACCCUCCUGCCGUGCUCUCCAGUGUCCAGGGGAUCCUGCAAUGGCCUCAAGGCCGGGAAAGCCGCCUCCUUCCUAUCGCUUGCAUCUGGGUCAUCGUGGGCAGCAAGGAGCAGACAGUGACCAUCAGGUUCCAGAAGUUGCAUCUGGCAUGUGGCUCCGAGCGCCUGAUGCUACAGUCCUCCUUCCAGCCGCUUAUUUCCCUGUGUGAAGCACCUUCCAACCCACUCCGGUUCUCUGGGGGCAAUGUCACCAUCACCUACAGCUACGCUGGGAAUGGCCGGCCACUCGGACAGGGCUUUCUGCUUUCCUAUAUGCUAGAUCGAUUCAUCUGCCUCCGGGAAGAGUUCCGAUGCCUGAACCGCAGAUGUGUGCCAAGGGUCCAGCGCUGCGAUGGGGUGGAUAACUGCGGCGACCAAUCUGAUGAGACUGACUGCAGCCCAAGCCUUUUCCAUAGCUUGACCGCCAUUCCUACCCCUGCCUGCAACCGUACCUUGGAAGACUUCUACGGCGUCUUUUCUUCCCCGGGCUAUUCCCUCUCUGCUCUGUACCCAACCCCUCACUCCUGCCUCUGGCUGCUGGAUCCCCACGACGGGCGAAGGCUGAUCGUGCGUUUCAGCAGCCUAGAGCUAGGCAAGUGGGAUUCAGUGCACGUGUACGAUGGUCCUGGACCUCCAGAUCCUUCUCACCUGCUCCGAAGCCUCAACUAUUUCAGCAAUGGCAAAGCCAUCAUGGUGGAGACGCUCUCGGGCAAGGCGACGGUGACCUACCACGUGGGGCCGUGGAGCAAGGGUGGGUUCAAUGCCACCUACCACGUGAAAGGCUACUGUCUGCCCUGGGACCGGCCUUGCGGUGCCGGCUCUGGAGAGGGUCCUGGGGAGGGCCCAGGAGAGGGCUGCUACAGCGAAGCCCAGCGGUGCAAUGGGAUCUGGGACUGUGCCGACGGCACGGACGAAAAAGACUGUCCCGGAUGCCUGCCUGGGCGCUACCCCUGUGGGGCACCCGGAACGCCUGGCGCCAUGGCCUGCUACCCAUCUGCCGAUCGCUGCAACUACCAGACGUUCUGCGUGAAUGGGGCAGAUGAGCAGCAGUGCCGUCACUGCCAGCCGGGCAACUUCCGGUGCAGGGAUGAUCGGUGCGUGUAUGAAACGUGGGUGUGUGAUGGGCAGCCCGACUGCUCCGACGGCAGCGACGAAUGGGACUGUGCCUACGCCCUGCCCCGAAAAGUCAUCACGGCCGCGGUGAUCGGCAGCCUGAUCUGCGGCCUGCUGCUCGUCAUUGCCCUGGGGUGCACCUGCAAACUCUACGCCAUCCGCACACAAGAAUACAGCAUCUUUGCCCCCCUUUCAAGAGUGGAGGCCGAGAUUGUGCAGCAGCAAGCGCCUCCAUCCUAUGGCCAGCUUAUUGCUCAAGGUGCCAUCCCGCCUGUGGAUGACUUUCCCACCGAGAACCCCAAUGAUAAUUCAGUGCUGGGGAACCUUCGAUCUCUGCUACAAAUCCUGCGCCAGGAUGUGUCUUCAGGGGGCUCAUCGGGGGCUCGCCGUCGCCAACGAGGCAGAUCUGCACGACGACUGGUCCGCCGCCUCCGUCGUUGGGGCUUGCUUCCCCGUGCAAAUCCCCCUUCCAGGGCCCCGGACUCCAGCCUCCAGACUGCAUCUGCCCCAUCUACCUCUGAUGCCCCAGAGGGCAGUCAGGGGACUCCUUUAGAAGGAGCAAUGGGUGGGCGAGAUCCAGAGGAGGCCCCUCCACUGCCUGUGAAGGUGUCCCUUUCUUCUACCAACGCCCCCUGCGUACCCCCUGAAGACCCACCCCCUCCAAUCACCCCCCCUCCACCUCCAUCAUCAUCCCUGUUGUCUGGGGUGGUACAGGCCCUUCGUGGCCGCCUCAUGCCCAGUCUCCGGUCCCCUACUCCCCCCCAAGCUACACCAGACCCUCGAACAGUGCCCCCAUCCCAGGAAGAUGAGGAUGACGUGCUGCUGCUCCCUCUGGCAGAACCCGGGCCCUGGGUAGGUGAGGAGGAUGAGCCACUGCUGACCUAAAUCUCCAUGGCCAUAGUCCUUUCCUCAGGCAGCCCAGGGAGGACACUCUGUUGCAGCCUUCUCUACUCUGAAUGCCUGGGGGCAUCACCCCUGCACCAGGCCUGAGGAGAUGCCAAAUGAUACUCUCCCUUUCGCACCCUGCCCAAAGCCAUGUAGCUACCAGUCAUGCUGAGUGUCCCAGGGUUAAUGGGGCCCCUGACUCUGUUCCCUCACCCUACCACUCCCAGGGCAGUGCCCGCCUCAUCCUGAAUAAGGGGCCUAUACAGAGUUCCUAACUAAAGGCCAAAGAUGGGUGGUGUUCCCUGGCCUAUCUCAGAGUUUGGGGCUAUUCAAAAACAAGUUAAAGCGAGUGAGCUUUCAAAGGGUCAGAUGGCAAGACACUCCUCCCUGGAUGAUUCUUUCCUACCCUAACCAGAGCUCUUGAAGCAGAGAGACACCCCAUUGUGCAAUCAGCUCUAUAGCCCUCAAGGGAAAGGGUUUGGGUAGGACCUCGAACUCUGCUGUCUAGGGGACAUGCACUGGUUCUUAUUCACCAAGAAAUGAAGAAAAUAAAAUAGCUAAAAAAAAGUC
Gracilinanus agilis (Agile Gracile Mouse Opossum) is the source of this 3329-nucleotide messenger RNA. It is a transcript of the gene LRP10, whose product is annotated as LDL receptor related protein 10. The record is from RefSeq and is a predicted model, not a curated record. The coding region runs from base 624 to 2759 and encodes 711 amino acids. Gene Ontology annotation, cellular component: plasma membrane. Gene Ontology annotation, molecular function: protein binding. NCBI's taxonomy places the organism in Eukaryota, Metazoa, Chordata, Mammalia, Didelphimorphia, Didelphidae. The transcript has 7 exons.